This is a messenger RNA of Periophthalmus magnuspinnatus, 764 nucleotides long. It is a transcript of the gene prdx1, whose product is annotated as peroxiredoxin 1. Gene Ontology annotation, cellular component: cytosol. Lineage: Eukaryota; Metazoa; Chordata; Actinopteri; Gobiiformes; Gobiidae. The record is from RefSeq and is a predicted model, not a curated record. The transcript has 5 exons. Bases 8 to 604 code for a protein of 198 amino acids. Gene Ontology annotation, molecular function: thioredoxin peroxidase activity. Gene Ontology annotation, biological process: cell redox homeostasis; cellular response to stress; hydrogen peroxide catabolic process.
GUUGAAGAUGUCUGCAGGCAAAGCACAAAUCGGCAAACUGGCACCUGAUUUCACAGCCAAAGCGGUGAUGCCUGACAUGGAUUUUAAGGACAUUAAACUGUCUGACUACAGAGGAAAAUAUGUGGUGUUUUUCUUUUAUCCACUGGACUUCACCUUUGUGUGUCCAACGGAAAUCAUUGCCUUCAGUGAUGCUGCAGAUGAUUUCAGGAAGAUUGGCUGUGAAGUCAUUGCUGCCUCCACAGACUCACACUUCUCACACUUUGCAUGGUGCAACACUCCACGAAAGCAGGGUGGUCUGGGUGCAAUGAAGAUCCCUCUAGUAUCUGACACAAGGCGCACAAUUUCCACAGAUUAUGGCGUUCUGAAGGAGGAUGAGGGCAUUGCUUACAGGGGGCUUUUCAUUAUUGACACCAAUGGCAUUCUAAGGCAGAUCACCAUCAAUGACAUCCCAGUUGGUCGUUCUGUUGAUGAAACCCUGCGCCUGGUCCAAGCAUUUCAGUUCACUGACAAACAUGGAGAAGUCUGCCCGGCCGGCUGGAAACCAGGAAGUGACACCAUCAAACCAGACAUCCAAAAGAGUAAAGACUUUUUCUCCAAACAAUAAUAAGCCCAGGGCCAGGAUCUGCUGCCUGCUAUAGUUUCACUUCAAUAUGUACGUUUGCUGCAGGAACAAUGUAUUUUUUGUCUAGAGAAAAUUACUUUUUUUAAACAUGUAAAACUUUUAAUGUAAGGUUUGUGUCAUUCAUUUAAAUUAAACCACAGGA